UUUCCGGUUUGAGAGAGACUACCGAAAGGGCAUUCCGCGUCUCUACGGUAAGCUGGAUCGAGACGCAGGCCGCCAUCGAUUCUGCAACUCUUCCUCCCCCCUUUCCUCUUUCAUACUCCCAUCUCUCGCCGCCGCAAUCGGAACAAAAAUGGCGGCAGCUCCGGCGAUCGGAUUUCCAAUCGUGCUCGUGAUUCGGCUGAUGGGGUUCACGGCUGCGGCUCUGAUCAUUACCUGGGCGACGCAUUUCCGGGGAGGAAUGGCACUGAUUUCCGACAACAAGGAUCUCAUCUUCAAUGUCCAUCCCGUACUAAUGGUGAUUGGAUUCAUUCUUUUGAAUGGUGAAGAUUCUGCAAUGGUGCUAUAUGUUGAUUUCCAGUCUCACUUUCUCCUUCAUUCUUCCUCCAUCAAUGACUGGCAUGGGGGUGACUGCAGCUAUGUUGGCAUACAAGACGACUUCAGGAACUAAGAAUUUCAAAAAGGUGGUGCAUCUUACAAUACAGUUCCUUGCCUUAUGUUUGGCUUUAGUUGGCAUAUGGGCAGCUUUAAAAUUUCAUAAUGACAAGGGAAUUGACAACUUUUAUAGCCUGCACUCUUGGUUGGGCCUGGCAUGUCUCUUACUAUUUGGAAUUCAGUGGGGGAUUGGAUUUGUGACCUUCUGGUAUCCUGGUGGAUCAGGACACCGCAGAACAUUUUUGCUUCCAUGGCAUGUAUUUUUCGGGGCAUACAUAUAUGCCUUUGCUGUUGCUACUGCUACUACUGGCCUCUUAGAGAAGGCUACAUUUCUUCAAAGCAACAAUGUAAUAUCACGCUACUCAAAUGAGGCUUUUUUAAUUAACUCCUUAGGUAUACUGCUUGUACUUCUUGGUGGCUUUGUUAUUCUUGCGGUGAUUACUCCUGGAGCUGUCAAAGAUGAUGCAUAUAAAGGUAUGUCAAAGUAGGCAAAUAUAAGUGCUCCAUUCCAUUGGUCCUUGAUUUGUUUCUUGGAAGUUGUAUUGGUACAUUGUGACACAAACUUGUUCUUUUAAAGAUGAUAGAUGCAGAUUUUUCUUUAUCUAGUAAUCUAUAUUUUUUUUGAUAUGAUGGUGCUAACAAGUACUUCAAUCUCUAGACAAUUAGAUGAGAUUUCUGUGGGAAAUUCAUCUUAGCUUCAUCUCCACCUUGGCAUUUCUGCACCUGCUCUCCAUGUUCUCUUCGGCUGGACCCAUUGAUUAAGUUAGUGCUUUGUAUUGUAAUAUUGGUUGCCUUAGGUAUAAAAUUUAGUGACUGCAAAUUUCUUCGGUUUAUGUUCGACGAAUGGAUCAAACUUUACUGUUAUUUUACAUGCUUGGUUGUGGGUGUAAGCAUCUUUACUUUUUGUAUGGUGCUGAUUAAGUACCAAUGCCAAAUAUUCUGUGAUGACAUGGAGGGAAUUGAGAAAAUACAUGUAUAUUGGUGGUAAAAACUGUUUGAU
Molecule: messenger RNA, 1450 nt
Organism: Elaeis guineensis (African oil palm)
Lineage: Eukaryota; Viridiplantae; Streptophyta; Magnoliopsida; Arecales; Arecaceae
Source: RefSeq, a predicted model, not a curated record